AUGGAUGAGAGCGCCGAGAAGUGGGUCAGUAGCGAAGAGUCGAAGCUUAACUGUGCCCUUGGUAGAUGUGGUGAUUGGGGUUGUAGUCUGAAAUUAUUCAUUAAAGAAGUGGUAACAUUAAAUGCUUCCUCCAUUGCAGAUUCAUUUAAUUUAGAAGAGUUGGAUACAAGCGUGGAAGUGAAAAAGUUAGGAAUAUGCAAAGAUAUGGGGGAAACGUCAAAUGGCUUUUAAUCACUGGAACAAUACUUGUGACUAAAUAAAGAAACUUCCUUCAUUUUCUUUCUUUUCGAU
Loa loa (African eye worm) is the source of this 291-nucleotide messenger RNA. RefSeq lists its product as hypothetical. The transcript has 2 exons. Bases 1 to 231 code for a protein of 76 amino acids. The record is from RefSeq and is a predicted model, not a curated record. Lineage: Eukaryota; Metazoa; Nematoda; Chromadorea; Rhabditida; Onchocercidae.